Lutra lutra (Eurasian river otter) is the source of this 2041-nucleotide messenger RNA. It is a transcript of the gene PEX16, whose product is annotated as peroxisomal biogenesis factor 16. Lineage: Eukaryota; Metazoa; Chordata; Mammalia; Carnivora; Mustelidae. Gene Ontology annotation, biological process: peroxisome organization. Gene Ontology annotation, cellular component: peroxisomal membrane. The transcript has 11 exons. The coding region runs from base 762 to 1946 and encodes 394 amino acids. The record is from RefSeq and is a predicted model, not a curated record.
CGGGUUUGGGAAGAUUCCCGGUAUUCUCGCCCGUCCCUUGGGGAGCAGCUGAGGACCGGAAGGUGCAUCCGAGGGCCGAAAAGCGCUCUGAGACUUAGCCGGAGUUCAAGGACCAAGGCUCCCCUCAAACCAUUUUACAGAUAGGAAAACUCGAGACCCAGAGAAGGGAACCACUCGACCAAGUCACCCCAAGCCAAGAACCGAAGGCGGAAACAGAGUCUUCUCCGCGAGGAUGGGACUGCACGCCCGCACAGUGCAUGCGGGAGCUGUGGCCGAAGCCCAACACUAACAGUGGCUGACCAGGGAUCGAGACUGCGUGGAGGGCUGGAUCCUUCCUUGCCUCGGUUUCCCGAGUACUACCUCUGGUGGGGGUCGGGAGACGAGGCAAGUGGCCAAAAGGGCGCCUGCCAGGACUGUCCCCGCGCCUCCUCAAGUCUGAUCGAAAUUCCUUUAGCAAGCUACCUCCCCGCCCCUUAAAAUACGGUCCUCCCGUUCGAGCCUCUCGGCGUUCUACUGGAAAGACUCCAGGGUCCCAGUCUAUUCUCCAGAAUGAACUGCUCAGACUACCGCGGGAGCUUUCCUGGAACUGCUAACUGCGCAGGCGCAAGGGCCGCCCACCCGGAAGGCGGAAGAACCGGGUCCCGACGCCGUUGGGAGGGUCGGGGGCGGAGUGUGUGUUAACCAAUGACCUGAAGGAGCAGGGAGGGCGGGAUCAGGCCCGCAGUUGCUAAGCGCUACCCUGGAGGGAGGUGAUUUAGGCAAUGGGGCGAAGGGUGGUUCGAUGGCCCUUCACGUCAAUAUCUUUCUGGCCCUCGGAAGUUAAGCAACGAAGAGGCGGACCUACGACCGGAAGCAGGAAGGAGGGCGCAGGAAGCAGGGUGUUGCAGCUGGUCGUGCGGUCGGUCCGUGAGUCUAUCCGUCCCGAGGGCAGGAUGGAGAAACUGCGGCUUCUGAGCCUCCGCUACCAGGAGUACGUGACUCGUCACCCGGCCGCCACGGCCCAGCUGGAGACUGCAGUGCGGGGCCUCAGUUACCUGCUGGCAGGUCGCUUCUCCGAUUCUCACGAGCUGUCAGAGCUGGUGUAUUCUGCCUCUAACCUGCUCGUGCUGCUUAAUGAUGGGAUCCUGCGGAGAGAGCUCCGGAAAAAGUUGCCUGUGUCGCUGUCCCAGCAGAAGCUGCUGACAUGGCUGAGCGUGCUGGAGUGUGUGGAAGUGUUCAUGGAGAUGGGGGCCGCCAAGGUGUGGGGUGAAGUGGGCCGUUGGCUCGUCAUCGCCCUCAUCCAGCUGGCCAAGGCUGUCCUGCGGAUGUUCCUGCUGAUCUGGUUCAAGGCUGGCCUCCAGACCUCACCCCCCAUUGUUCCGCUGGACAGGGAGACCCAGGCACGGCCCCCUGAUGGUGACCAGAGCACUGGCAGCCAGGAGCAGUCGUACGUGGGGAAACGGUCAAACCGAGUGGUACGAACCCUCCAGAACACCCCAUCCCUGCACUCGAGGCACUGGGGAGCCCCCCAGCAGCGGGAGGGACGGCAGCAACAGCAGCAGCGCGAGGAGCUGAGUGUCACCCCCACCCCUCUGGGCCUGCAGGAGACCAUCGCAGAGUCCUUGUACAUCGCCCGGCCGCUGCUGCACUUGCUCAGCCUGGGCCUGUGGGGUCAGCGGUCGUGGACACCCUGGCUCCUCUCUGGGGUCGUGGAUGUGACCAGCCUGAGCCUCCUGAGCGACAGGAAGGGCCUGAGCCGGAGGGAGCGGCUGGAGCUGCGGCGACGGACCAUCUUGCUGCUCUACUACCUGCUGCGCUCCCCGUUCUACGACCGCUUCUCCGAGGCGAGGAUCCUCUUCCUGCUCCAGCUGCUGGCAGACCACGUUCCGGGUGUUGGCCUGGUGGCAAGGCCGCUCAUGGAUUACCUGCCUGCCUGGCAGAAAAUUUAUUUCUACAGUUGGGGCUGACCUAUCCCAGGAGUGGGUGCAGGGAGGGGCAGGGGUGCCCCAGCCGCUCGGUCCCCCAGGGCCCCUUCACCCUAAUAAACCGACUCUGGCAGCGA